CUUUGCUCCAUGAUAAAAUAAAAGUGUUGUGAUAUGAGGUCACAGCCGUGGAAUUUUCCCUGUUAUACUGAUUUUCCAGGAUUGUCUGGCUUUGGUUUCCUACAUGUACACGUAAGGAUCCUUUCGUUUGUCUGCCGAAGAUUUCUUGCCAAGGUACUUUUGAUUUGAAAAUGCACCACACAUUUCGUGGCGUUUUUUUCACACAGCUCUUCUUCAUUUCUUCAUGUCUUCCAGAUGAUGUCAUCGGAGCACCUGACCUGUGGUUGGCUGCAGCAGCUGCUCGUUGUUCUUCUGAAGCUGGGCCUCGCUCUCGCUGGGCCUCUGCGAUCACCUGACGGGACUGGAUGCACAGCCAAGGGUCCUGCUUCUUACAUCCUGGUCUUUACGGGUCACUGGAGCCCACAGGCCUUCCCCAAGCAGUAUCCACUGUUCCGCCCCCCCGCACAGUGGUCCAAGCUCAUAGCGGUGAGCCACACUCGUCAUUUUCGGUUGUGGGAGGAGGGCGCCCCAGCCAGUGCAGGGGUGCAGAUCUUUGCUGAACUUGGGCUGACGGUGGAGCUGAUGAAGGCGGCCAAGGAGGCCAGGAAAAGACGCACGGUUGGCGCCAUGUACCGAACGGCCGGCAUCCCUGACGGCAUCGGGCACAGCUCCACGGAGUUGCUCAUGCAGCCCCGGAGCUCACUGUUGUCUCUGAUGGUGAAGCUGAUCCCCAGCCCUGACUGGUUUGUCGGUGUGGACGGCAUAAAUCUUUGUGAGGGCAGCCAGUGGAAACAGGAAGUGACCAUUGACCUCCAGCCGUAUGAUGCAGGGACGGACAGCGGAUUCACUUUCUCCUCUCCCAACUUCCCCAGCAGUCCCCCAGAAAAUAUCACAAUGAUCACAUCUCAGAUGCCAAACCACCCGGCCAACUCCUUCUACUAUCCACGCUUAAAGGAGCUUCCACCAAUCGCCAGCAUAAGGAUCACCCGACAGAACGGAUCACCUGGCCAUCAAUCCCCGAUGUCCAAUCACAUUCUGCCCAACUCUAUCAACCCCCGGCGCUUCUCAGUGACACCACUGGACUGUGAAGUGUCUCUCUGGUCCUCCUGGGGUUGGUGUCUAGGUCCCUGCUCCAGAGGUGGUGUUCGUCACCGCACGCGUUACAUCCUUUUGCGGCCGGCCAAUGCUGGGACCCCCUGCCCUGAGCUGGAGGAACAGGCUGAGUGUGUCCCACACAGCUGUAUGAAACUCCAGUAACCCACUGAGUGCACUGUUACAGACGCUGCCAGUAUUCAACACUGACUCUCAUGUUAUUACUGCUGGACUGAGAAAUGUUGCUGCAUCUCGAGCAUCUUCUUGAUAAUGCAGCGGGUUGUUUUGUCUAUGCUACAGCCAGAUUGGGGGGAAUUUUAACCUUGCUGCAUUGUCGGUGGAGCACAUUAUCUUUUAGAGUGUACGCUCCUCCAGGUGUAUUUGAAUGAAUUCUUUAAACAAAGCGACUGUUACACAUUGCUCUGGAAGGACAAUAGAAAUGCUCACAGGGAGACGCACAGCCUUCGUUCUCUCACAAACUUUUACGAGACCUAUCAUUGUUUGUUCGUUUCCAACCAUAUAUGUAUUUAAAGUUCAAAUGGAUAGCGGCACAACAGAGUCAAAAAUGUACAUCUUGAACAUGUGCACACAGAAAUGUUCACACAAAGGUCCUUGCACAUACUGCACACAUUCAGGCAUUAGUUUACAUAGGUAACAUAUCCAUGCUUGACACGUGCAGCUCUUUCAAAAAUAACCUCACACCCUGAUUUUUAAAUAUCACCUUCCGCAAACAUACAAAAAUGGAUAGAUGGCUUAAAGCAUAGGGCCAGUAUGAAGACCCAUUUUGUAACAAGAUGCAGGUUUUUAUUAAAAAAGUAAAGAUAAACAUUUGUUUUAUCAUCUCUUUUGAUAUUUUAAUGUUGAUAUUUUGUAUAUACUGUAUAAUGUUUCUUAUCUUGUAUAAGUCAUGAAUAAAUAUGGAAGUGUUUUUCAGUUGGAAGACAUCUGUGCUGAUGUGUUACCCUGUAUAACUUUGGAUUUGCAGUAUGUUUUAUGUAAAGGCAAAGUUUGAAUAUAGAACUCUUGUAAAGCCAAAUGACAUUCUGUAUUUGCAUUGUUCCAGUAAUACAAUUCGACUUCUCUUUAUUUGAACUCUCACAGCCUGAGAGCAGAAAAUACACAGCUGUAAAUAUCACAGUAUGAAAAGGUUACGAUGCCUUACAUUCACCAAAAUAGAAGUGACUUAUUUAUAGAUGAAAUUUAUAUGUAUUCUCCUGCUUGUCCUACAGCUUGAUAACCCAGUGUUUCAUGCUUUAAUCUUGGUGUUUGACAGAAUCAUAUAAUACAGUAAUGUCUAAAUGAACAUGCCGUAAGUGCUCACUGGGUGAAAUCAAGUUUGUAUCAGUGUAGCACCGCCUAGUGGUCAUGAUAAACAACUCAAG
Molecule: messenger RNA, 2453 nt
Organism: Platichthys flesus (European flounder)
Lineage: Eukaryota; Metazoa; Chordata; Actinopteri; Pleuronectiformes; Pleuronectidae
Gene: spon2a
Product: spondin 2a, extracellular matrix protein
Exons: 5
Coding region: 235-1236 (333 amino acids)
Biological process (GO): cell adhesion
Cellular component (GO): extracellular matrix
Source: RefSeq, a predicted model, not a curated record